CUGUUUCUCUUCAGGGGGUCGUUUGCUACUAUACUAUACCUUUCCAGAGAAGACCACAGCCACUUAACCAUACUAAAUGGUGGUCAACCAGAUGGACGGACAUAUUCAGUAUUUGAAUUCAACGAAAAACUUGUACCGAUAAUGAACUCGAUAUUCGAUGACAUACUCGUCAAUCAAUGUAAGACAAUCCUCUACUACAAACUAUCCGAAAAUGCCGCUUUCCGGGCCUACAUCGAUCACGCAAGGAAUCUACAGACCAUACGACUCAAAGAGGCUUCGCCUGACGAGAAACUCGCAUUGUUCAUCAAUAUCUACAAUAUGAUGACGAUCCACACUACCUACUUGCAAGGACCACCUCGGAGUAUUUGGGACAGACGAAAACUCAUGAAUUGUACAUAUUAUCUGAUCGAUGACCACAAAUACGCUCCGCACUCAAUAUUAGAUGGAAUUCUGCGUUCGAACCGCAAAGGACUCGAAAUGUUAUGGAAACCUUUUGGAAAGAAAGAUGCGCGGCUGUCCCUGAUUUUGCCAUAUUGUGAGCCACUCAUACACUUUGCGUUAAACAACGGUACCCGCUCAACACAUUCAUCAGAACUGCGUGAGAUUGCAUGCGAUGCUUUUGAAGCAGAUAAACAUGUGCGAGUGGACAUGUGCCGAAAGAAACUGUAUCUCAGCAAGCUAUUCCAAUGGUAUGCGAUGGAUUUUGGUUGUACUACAACGAAGAUAAUCGAAUGGAUACUAUGGGUAAUGGAAGGGUCCGACACAGAGAAGAGAAAAAACAUCGUAAUGCUGUAUCGCAGCGGACACUAUGAAGUGGACUAUAUACCCUAUGAUUGGUCAUUUAAUGGGAAAAUGAAAGAAUGA
Haemonchus placei is the source of this 864-nucleotide messenger RNA. NCBI's taxonomy places the organism in Eukaryota, Metazoa, Nematoda, Chromadorea, Rhabditida, Trichostrongylidae. The record is from the annotation of a GenBank genome assembly.